Molecule: messenger RNA, 699 nt
Organism: Klebsormidium nitens
Lineage: Eukaryota; Viridiplantae; Streptophyta; Klebsormidiophyceae; Klebsormidiales; Klebsormidiaceae
Source: the annotation of a GenBank genome assembly
AUGGACAACACGGACGAAGCGCUCAUCGGUUACCUAUACGCUGCCAAGGCUCCGGACGCCAGCAUCCUCAAGAUUGGAAAGACCCGAAACGACCCGGGCACCUACGUGGCCAGGCGGUAUGCCUACUAUCUGGAGAUGACCAACCUUCUGAGGGUCUUCAACGUGGACAUGGCAGAGAAGGUCGUCCAUCAUCGCCUCAAGCACAUGCGAGCGGACCGAGGGGGUGGCAACGAGGUGUUCCAUGACAUGGACUGGAGGGAGGUCCAGCAGGAGUUUGAGUUUGCUGCCUGUCUCUGUAGGGACGACGCCCUCUUGAACGACUACUGCGAUUCCAAUAAUAUCCAGCAACUGAGUCGGGGCAUGUCCCGAAUGAACCCCCGCUACGAGAGAGUGGAGAUCAUGAGGAGGGUGCGGAAUCCGCGGGACAUGAGCAACCUCCUGGUGGCUCUCUGCUAUCCUGGAAACAUCAAGUCGUUCGUCUCGCAGACGGAAUCCUUCGACCUCGCCUUACGUUUCAUCAACAAGGCAAGGCACUGGUACUUUAGGCACCGCUCGGAGUGGAAGUUCCGUUCGUCCGAGCGGUACGGUACCAGCGCGGUGCAAGGGACCGGAAUAGCCGACUUACAAAGACAGCUGGCCUGGGUCAAGGAGAAGACGCGAGUGCGCGCCGCAGGCAAAACUGCUUUUGGCGGAGGUUGA